Molecule: messenger RNA, 771 nt
Organism: Striga hermonthica
Lineage: Eukaryota; Viridiplantae; Streptophyta; Magnoliopsida; Lamiales; Orobanchaceae
Source: the annotation of a GenBank genome assembly
AUGAGGAAACAGAAACCAGUUGUUGUCCGUUGUGUUCGUGAAAAAAUAGGCGAUCAAAGCCAAAAUUACUACGAGUUGCUGGGAGUUUCGAGCGGCGCAAGCCCUCAAGAAAUCAAAGAUGCAUACAGGAAACUGCAGAAAAAACACCACCCAGAUAUUGCUGGGAAAAAGGGCCAUGAGAGCACAUUGAUGCUAAACAAAGCUUACAAAGUGCUCAUGACGAGUGACAUGAGAAAAGAAUAUGAUUCGUCAAUUGGCAAACUAAGUGUUGGUGUUGGCAGCAAAUGGAAAGGUCCUUUGAGGCCUGAAGCUCUGUUUGUUGAUGAAAAUGCCUGUAUAGGUUGUAGAGAAUGUGUGUACCAAGCAAGCAACACAUUCAUGAUGGAUGAGGUUCUUGGAUCAGCAAGAGUCAAAGUUCAGUAUGGCGAUGAUUAUGAUAAAAUAGAGAUAUCAGUUGCUUCUUGUCCUGUAAACUGCAUUCACCGGGUUAAUACAGAAGAAUUAGCAGUUCUCGAGCAUUUAAGCCAGCCACAAAAAAAAUCGGGUUAUGGCAUAUAUGGGCAGGGCUGGGAGAGGACUGCAAAUGUGUUCAUGGCUGCAAAAUCAUUCAACAAACAAUUGAAGAACCAAGAAGAAAACCAGUCGAGACAUGAAAAAUCGACUGAAGAAGAAGAAGAAACACUUGCUCAGGCAGAAGCCCGUGAAAGUGCGUAUAGGAAAAUCAAGAUUCAGAGCUUCGCCAGAUUUUGGAACUGGGUGAAGAAAACAUGA